UGAGAACGACAGCAUGACCAUGGUUUCGCUCAGUUCAUUUCUUGUCUUGAUUCUUCUGAGCUCCAGCUUGCUGCUAUCAGCAAGUGGUGGUGGUCGUGGCAGUCAUGGACAUGGCAGUCACGAUUCCUAUGGUCAUGGCGUUCAUGGACAUGGCAGUCACGAUUCCUAUGGUCAUGGCGGUCAUGGACAUGGCAGUCACGAUUCCUAUGGUCAUGGCGGUCAUGGACAUGGCAGUCACGAUUCCUAUGGUCAUGGCGGUCAUGGACAUGGCAGUCACGAUUCCUAUGGUCAUGGCGGUCACGGACAUGGUAGUCACGAUUCCUAUGGUCAUGGCGGUCACGGACAUGGUAGUCACGAUUCCUAUGGUCAUGGCGGUCACGGACAUGGUAGUCACGAUUCCUAUGGUCAUGGACAUGGUAGUCACGAUUCCUAUGGUCAUGGACAUGGUAGUCACGGUUCUCAUGGUCAUGGAGGUCACGGACAUGGUAGUCUCGGCCGUAGGGAAUGAUCUUCUGGGUUCAGACUUGUUUGCCAGCUUCUCCACAUUGGAGAUUACUUUCAAUAAAUGCUUUA
Danio rerio (zebrafish) is the source of this 573-nucleotide messenger RNA. RefSeq lists its product as uncharacterized. The record is from RefSeq and is marked predicted. NCBI's taxonomy places the organism in Eukaryota, Metazoa, Chordata, Actinopteri, Cypriniformes, Danionidae.